AUGUCACGAAAGACAGAACAUCUGGAGGGCAUCUUCGGGAUCUGUCAGGCUCAGCUGGUCCUCCUGGGCACAGGCCUGGCCAAGUGGAGAGCAGCCCAAAAAUAUGCAGAACUAGAGGUUUGUCCGUCGGGGAGGAGACGGACCGGCCCGGACCGUCCUGGGCGCGCACUAACGCUGCGGCUCUGCGCAGUGGACGUGACUCUGGAUGCGGCCUCCGCGCACCGCCUGGAAGUGUCCGAGGAUGGCAAGAGCGUGUCUUCCCGCCGGGCGCCGCCAGGCCCGCCGAGCGACCCGCAGCGGUUCUCGGAGCAGACGUGCGCGCUGAGCCUGGAGCGGUUCUCCGCGGGCCGCCACUACUGGGAGGUGCACGUGGGCCGCCGCAGCCGCUGGUUCCUGGGCGCCUGCCUGGCCGCGGUGCCGCGCGCGGGGCCCGUGCGCCUGAGCCCGGCGACCGGCUACUGGGUGCUGGGGCUGUGGAACGGCUGCGAGUACUUCGUCCUGGCCCCGCACCGCGUGGCGCUCCCCCUGCGCGUGCCUCCGCGGCGCCUGGGCGUCUUCCUGGACUGCGAGGCGGGACAGCUGUCCUUCUUCAACGUGUCCGACGGCUCCCACAUCUUCACCUUCCACGACACCUUCUCGGGCGCGCUGUGUGCCUACUUCAGGCCCCGGGCCCACGACGGCGGCGAACGUCCGGAUCCCCUGACCAUCUGCCCGCUGCGGGUUCGAGGGACGCGCGUCCCCGAAGAGAACGACAGUGACACGUGGCUGCAGCCCUACGAGCCCACGGACCCCGCGCCGGACUGGUGGUGAGGCGCCCUCGUGGCCGCAGGACUG
This is a messenger RNA of Macaca mulatta (Rhesus monkey), 834 nucleotides long. The record is from RefSeq and is a predicted model, not a curated record. NCBI's taxonomy places the organism in Eukaryota, Metazoa, Chordata, Mammalia, Primates, Cercopithecidae.